Molecule: messenger RNA, 4659 nt
Organism: Pristis pectinata (smalltooth sawfish)
Lineage: Eukaryota; Metazoa; Chordata; Chondrichthyes; Rhinopristiformes; Pristidae
Product: non-POU domain-containing octamer-binding protein-like
Exons: 12
Coding region: 455-2041 (528 amino acids)
Biological process (GO): regulation of DNA-templated transcription
Cellular component (GO): nucleus
Molecular function (GO): RNA binding
Source: RefSeq, a predicted model, not a curated record
CGAACCGUGUAAAUCUCAACAAUUUAAAAUAAUUCCAGAGGACCAAUUUGUUUUGGUAAUUUUUCUUUGUUUUUGCAAUGUUUAGCUACAUCUUCAACAGAAUAAAAGUCGACGAAUGACAUUUUAAAAUCUCCGCCCGCCUUCAGCAUAACGCAGGAGCCAAGCACAUGCCAACCUUCGCCUCAGACUAAAGUGAUGGAGCCAGGCCUAAAGUCUGUGUGACAGCGGCCCUGACCAAUAAUAUUCCAAUCCACUGGCAUUUUGCCUUUGUGACAUCACAGAUGUUCUUUUAUAAUCCAAUAGAAUUAACCAAUCCUCAAGCGAGAGGCGGGAAAACAUAAAUCUCAUUUUUAAAGUUAGGUUGAGGCGAAUAAUUUUUCCCAGUGUCCUCUGCUCGCGCUCUUCGCGGCUUUCGUUUGUUCGUCAGAAGCGCAGUGGCCUGUAAUUGAGAAUCAUGCAAGAUCACAUUCAGAAAUCCGGCGGGAGGAACCGCUCCGACAAUACCAGCCCCCGCAAGAGGGAAUACCGUCAGGAGCAAGGCUCGGGGCCCGGCGCCGCCAACAACCACCAUCACCAACAGGCCUCCAGACAUGGCGAGCGGGCCGCCACCGGGCCCGGAAUCACCGUCGACAUGACCAAUUUCCGCAAGCCCGGCGAGAAGACCUACACGCAGCGCUGCCGCCUCUUCGUCGGCAAUUUGCCCAACGAUGUGACCGACGAGGAGUUCAAGAAGAUGUUUGAGAAGUACGGCGAGCCGUCCGAGAUCUUCAUCAACAAGGAUAAAGGUUUCGGCUUCAUCAGACUGGAAACCAGAACCCUGGCAGAAAUUGCCAAGGCAGAACUUGAUGAUACUACACUGAGAGGGAGGCAGAUAAGGAUUCGAUUUGCAACACAUGGUGCUGCUCUCACAGUGAAGAAUCUUCCUCAGUUUGUAUCAAAUGAGUUAUUGGAUGAGGCAUUUUCUAUCUUUGGACCAGUGGAAAGAGCAGUGGUGAUCGUAGAUGACCGUGGGAAACCAACUGGAAAAGGCAUUGUAGAAUUUGCUGCAAAACCUGCUGCACGCAAAGCUUUGGACAGAUGCACAGAUGGUGCAUUCUUGCUGACUGCGUUUCCAAGACCUGUGACUGUUGAACCGUUUGAUCAGUGUGAUGAUGAAGAUGGCCUUCAAGAGAAACUGGUUCAGAAAAACCAACAUUAUCACAAGGAACGAGAGCAGCCACCAAGAUUUGCCCAGCAUGGGACAUUUGAGUAUGAAUAUGCCAUGAGAUGGAAAGCGCUGCUUGAAAUGGAGAAACAACAACAAGAGCAAGUGGACAGAAAUGUGAAAGAAGCACGAGAAAAACUGGAAGUAGAAUUGGAAGCUGCACGUCAUGAGCACCAAGUCAUGCUGAUGAGGCAAGAUUUAAUGAGACGUCAAGAAGAGCUGAGGCGCAUGGAAGAACUACAUAAUCAGGAACUGCAGAAAAGAAAGCAGUUAGAACUGAGGCAAGAAGAAGAACGCAGAAGACGUGAAGAAGAAAUAUUGCUGCGUCAGCGUGAGAAAGAAGAAAUGAUGCGAAGACAACAGGAGGGCUUUCGAGGAAACUUUGAAAAUAGAGAGAAUAUGAGGAUGGAAGAAAUGGCUCAACGUACUGGAAUGGCCAUGCCAGGCAUUCCAGGACUAGCUGCGCCUCCCGUCAAGCUGUUCCAGAACAGUAAGAACGCUGGCACUGAUCCGACAAUGGAAAAUUGCCCAGUGGGACUAACUGCAGCUGAUUUUACAAAUCUGAAAGCAGCUUCUGCAAACCAAGUUCCUCAGCCACUUAUGGGAAUGAACAGACCCACCGUGAAUACUAAUGCACCACCACCUCAAGGUCCUCCUGGAAGCCUGGGAAACCAAAUGCCAGAAAACAACAUUGGAUUGCCUAAUGAUCGAUUUGUUCCUGGAAAUAUGGAUGGUCAAGCAAAUAACAUGGGCGGACCGAUGGUUGGCAGCCCUGCUGGGUUUCCCCGUGGAAAUCAAGUUGGAGAGUUUGGUGCAAACAAACGCCGUAGAUACUAAAUACAGACCUGAAAAAAAAAUACAGUAGCCUUUAGCCAUUCCACUUAAUUGCCUCAAGUAUUUUUGCAGAUUGUAUCAGUUGUAAUGAGCUUUAGUACAUAAGGUCUUUUUGGUAUUUUACUGUUUCAAAUAUUCUUUUAACUUCCUGUUGGAUGUAUUUAGUGAAUGUGCAUGAUAUGUUUCAGUAAUCUAAAAUGUACAUAAUGUAAUGCACAAGUUGCAGAGAAUUUGGACAAAAAGUCUCACUGAGAUGUUACUAUUUUGAUAUUUGUUUAGCUACUCUAGCACCACCUUCAAUGAAACAGUCUUCUGGAACAAUUUUGACUUUUGUGAUUUUUGUUUUUUUUAAAAAGUGAUUUCAGACAGUAAAAUUGGAAUCUCAAAUGGCUUAUGUGUUUUUAUUUUGUAUUGCUGAAGGCUUUAUGUUGAUGUGUUUAGUAUUUUAAAUAUAGUAGAUGGGGGUUGGGGUGAGAAAUGUAGGCAAUAGGUGGGUUUGCAUUUGAGUUUGUUGGAAUGUGGAAUGGGCUUAAGCUUUUUAACAUGAAAUAGACAGAAUUGAGGUUCAUUGACCAUACUAUGCUGUGUUGACUUUUUAAGGAUAUGGUGUCUUCUGUUUCUGGUAGUUCUAAAGCUCAAUAUUUCUAACUACUGACCAUAUCUAACAGGAAUGACUUGUAUUUGUGGGACGGGACAUUUAGAAUUAAAAUUCACCUGAUCCCUGGAAAAUAUGCCUGGCUUGCAGGAAAAUAAAUCAAAUAUAAACCCACCUUUUUGAACUUGAUACCCUCUAGUUUGUUCACGGUUGCUUGGUAUACGUUGCAAUACACGCUUUAAGAUGCAAAUAAAGUUCUCGGCAAUCUUUCCUGUAUUGUAAUGUAUUCAUUUACAGCCCUGAUUUGUUUUUUUGUUAAUACUUAAUGUAAUACUGUUGCUCAUUUCUGAGCAGCAUUUUUAUUCAGUCUUUUGAGAAGUUUGUUAUCUUUGUUCAUCUGAAAAUGAAUCAUUAAAAUCACAGAGUUGGUAGGAAUAUAUUAAGUUUAUUUUAUUUCUAGGUGAAACCAGACUUUCUGUCUUGGAAGUUAUCGCAUAAAGGAAGAAAACUAAGCAAUAGUUUUAUUCAGAAAAUGCCUGUGAUUUUGUAGAUGGUCAGAAUUUUUUUUUCUGUAUCCCAAGCUUAAAUACCACUGAGCAGAGGCAGCUGGCAGGUUGGUCUAUCCAAAACUAAAUUGUUUAAUUUGCAAUAUAGUUCUCUGGUUAAAGAUGUGAAUUUUAAUAGCAAAUGUUUUAUGUAGUUAACAAAAAUAUACUUAAGUCAUUUUAUUUCUGUUGCUCAUCGCCCAUUUUAUGAUAUCUUAUAAACCUAUUGCAUCUUACCUGUAGCACAGUUCUUUGUGAGAGCCUAGAUGGAACGUAUUUAAGUUUAGUGGAUAUAGUUUGAUGCAGGUGGGCUACCAAAGCCAUAUAUAGUGGUGAAAAAUAAUCGUAGGAUCGGAGAUGAGAAUUUUUAAUGUAAAUUUUUAAACUGCCAAAUGGGAUUUUAUUUAAAAUAAAAAAAAGUCAUCAUUGCAGUAAGAUUGAAAACUGGUCGUGUAAUAAUAGACCCAGUGCAAGAACGUCUGUGCUUUCAGAAAUGGGUUAACUCCAUAUGUGGUCUGAAUGUCUUGACUCUAGUUUUUGCCAUGCUUUCCUUUUUGGAAUGAAUUAUUCCAAAGGAAAGGAAAGUUGCUUUCCUUUUCACAACUUAUAUAAUGGAAAUUAUGGGAGCAGAAAGUAAUUCUUUUCCAUUUUUAAACUAUUACUGAUCCAACUCUUUCUCCCACCCCCCCCCCCCCUCCAUUAGUUUAUAAUCUGAUUUUAAGGUGAUCUGUCUACAGUCCUGUCAGCAAGUCUUUCCCAAGGAGUUUGCAUUGUGGAUUGUUCCCAUAAGCAGUCCUUUCAUUACAUAUUAUUUCAAAGACACUUCUUUCCCUACUUUUUUUAUUCAUUACUUGAAGGUUUGGAGAACUCGUAGACAACUGUUCUCUACGUCUUUUUUCCCCAGUGCCUCUGUGCUUUUCCCAGUGCUUCCACUGCAGUUCUAAAUUAGCUUAAUGAAUUAUUCCAAGUUUGUAUGGGAUGUGGAAUGUCAAAUCAAACUAGCCUAUAUAAAACAUUUUUCACAGCCUUGAAGUCACAUGUUUAGGAGCUAGUAAAGUACUUUAAAAGUGUUGUCACCAUCCCAUCUUGUUGCUUAUUUUAAAGUGCACUGACCAGGUGCUUUUUAUGGUUUGAAUAAUUAAUUGCUCAUUUUUAUUUGUCCCGAUAGUGAAGGCUCUUUCAUGUUCUAUAUGUGUGACUUUAUAUGCAUCUAUCUAGUCAUGUUACAAUAAUCUACCAUAUUCUUGUCCACUUACACAAUUGAUGGAAAUCAUUCAGAAGAUCCUGUAUUCUUCUUUUAAGCACUGGCUACCCAUUCAAGCUUGUGCCAUCAGCAUAUGUAAUGGUAUUGAAGAUGCCUGAUUUUAUAAUUUCAAAUAUGUAAUCUAAAGAUGGUUGUUGUCCCAGAUGGAUCAAUAUUGGUCUGCACAUGCUGAUACUCUGUGAAACCAAAUCAUUAAUAAAAUUGUACUAUAAGAUUA